Molecule: messenger RNA, 2662 nt
Organism: Podarcis raffonei (Aeolian wall lizard)
Lineage: Eukaryota; Metazoa; Chordata; Lepidosauria; Squamata; Lacertidae
Product: WD repeat and coiled-coil-containing protein-like
Exons: 4
Coding region: 338-2647 (769 amino acids)
Molecular function (GO): kinase binding
Source: RefSeq, a predicted model, not a curated record
CCCUUGUCGCGAGAGGGCGUUUGUUAGAUCAUAGAGAGACCCGUUGGUGGUAAGUAGAGCGCCGUCGACUGAGGAGCGUAGACAAGGGGAGCUGACGCGAGGCGCCCGGCUUAAGGUCCCGCCCCUUUUUCCUCCUACUGCCACCACCGAAGGCCUCCCGAAAGCCAGCCAGCGCCCCUUGUGGUGGCUCGGGAGCCGAGCAGCUCCUCCUCCUCCGCUCGCGAACUAACAGGAAUGAACAGAGCGCCGAGCGGGUGCGAGAAGAGGCCGAUGUCGUUAUCCCGAUUGGCGACCGAACCGCGUUUCCUUAUAAGAUGUAUUCCUUCAGAACAUAAAAAUGGAGUUGGGGAAAGGAAAAUUGCUGAGAACUGGCCUCAAUGCCUUAUACCAGGCCAUACAUCCUGUGCAUGGGAUUGCUUGGACUGAUGGAAAGCAAGUGAUCCUGACUUCGUUGUAUCAGUAUAAUGGAGAACCUAAAUUUGGCAACUCGAAUGUUGUUGGCCAGUUUGAACACGUUCACGGACUUUACUGGGCUCCAUCUUGUGCCCCAGAUCUCCCUGCACUCCUUGCUAUCCAGCAUAAAAAACACAUCACCAUGUGGCAGCUAUGUUACAGUGUUUCUGAAAGAAACAAACUGAUGGUUUAUCAAAUCAGCGAAAUUGGUGAGCUGUUUCCCAUCCUUCCUCAGGGUUGUGUGUGGCAUCCGAAAAAGGAAAUCUUGGCUGUGCUUACUACGCGGGACACCUCUGUGCUACACUCGGUUCGGAUCAACAACUCCAGAAUAAAAGCAGAUAUUAAAAGCAGUGCACUCAUCCACUGUGCUUGCUGGACUGAGGAAGGCAACCGCUUGGUGGUUGGGAUAGGCAGUGCCCUCCAUUCCUAUAUUUGGGAUGAUGAACAGAAAACUUUGAAUGCAUGCUCUUUUUGCCCGAUAUUUGACGUGGGAGGCUACAUCUGUGCAAUCGAAGCGACAUUAGGUUCUCAAGUGGCGGUUGCUACCGAACUUCCACUAGAUAAGAUAUGUAGCUUAAACGCAGGCAUUUCGUUUGAAAUGCCAUCUGAGGCUGUCGGAAACUCUGUUCCCUCACAAACUUCCUCGUCGGCCUGCAAAGAAGAGCUCUCUGUAGACAGUGGGAAAAAGUUAACAGACCAAGAAAAACCUGGGUCCAUUGCAACUUCUACAUCUUCGUCGGUGGAUCUAACCCACCUUACUGCAAGCAAGCAGCAGACUGAUAACAAUUCUCUCCUUCAUCUAAGAACUAAGGAUUACUUAACAGGAAGCGGCCAAGAUGCCUCACACCUGAUCUUGGUGACUUUUGAAAGAAAAGUGACAGCUACCAAAAAAGUCAGCAUCUCAGGGAUUCUGGUCCCAGACAUAAUGACUUUUGAUUCUAAAACUCAAACUGUGGCAGUGGCAUCCAACACUUGUAAUAUAAUUUUGGCUUACUCUUUAUCUUCAUCUCACUUGCCUAACAUUCAACAAAUUCAACUGGAGAAAAGCGAAAGGCCAAAGGGAUUGUGUUUCCUGACAGAAAAGCUAUUGCUGAUACUGGUUGGAAAACAGAAAUUAACAGACCCGGCUUUUCUUCCAUCGUCACGCUCGGACAAGUACAUUCUCCGUUUGAUGGUCAAAGAAAUUGUGUGCAAAGAAGACUUUUCUGCCUUUUCGGGGACUACCCAGGUUUGCUUUGCAAACAUACCGGUAAAAAAAGAAGGCAUAGAAAUUCAUUCUUCAGAGCCUCAUAUACUAUGUGAUGGAUUGGUACUGCCAAGUUGCACAGCGAUCCAGUCUCCUAGAAACAGAAGAAAACUCAUAGAAGAAAUUAAGAGCCCUGCUAAUGAGCAAAGCAUGCUGACCAAUGCAGUUGACUUCCAGGAGAAAAAGAUUUCCAGGGACUUCCCUCAAGUUCUGGGAUGUUUGGAUGCUGAACCAACAAAUCGUUCACUUGUUCUUCAAGGAAUCGAAACCUCUUCAGGAUUGUCAAACGUAUCCAUUUCACCAAACAAGCAUGUGCAUAGUUCUACGGAUAUGUCAAAUUCCUCAAAAACAAACUUGCUGCAAAUUGAAAAAGAACCCUCUUACACCUCUAAGCAUCUGGAAAGGCUGUGCUGCAGGUUUGCAGAAUUGCAGCAUCAGCUUUUUGAACUAACUGAGCUUUUGAAAUCGGGGAAAAAACCUCUGCUGGGAUAUCCAUCUUCGCGUGCUCCCUCUUUUGUUAACAUCACUUAUCAGAAGGAUUGUUCCGGAACUGUUACACCUGAGAAGCGAGCUGUUAUCCUCUGCGAUGGCAAACUUCGUCUAAGUCUAAUUCAGCAGAUUUUCAACCUGACUCUUGUUGAAAUGCAGCAUGGUUUGUCCUGGAUUGUGCUCACUUCAGACAACGAAGGUUUUAUUCCAUUAACAUUUGAUGCCCUGCAGGAGAUAGUCAUAAGGGAUGCCCGCUCUAGUGAUAUUGCCAGCUGUAACGAUAGCAGCACUGAUUCUUCCAAAACACUGAAAACUAUCAGUUCCACAGGUGGUGGAUACAGGAAGAUUUCCUCCCAAAGCUUGGAUCGUGAUAACAGUUCUAUGGAAGUAAUGGGAGAACAUUCUUCUCAGUGUCUGGUACAGAGCAGUUCUUCAGGCCAAACCAGUACGGCUUCAUAACCAAAUAAAGUUUUU